AUGGGUAAGCGCGAUAGGAAGUUCAAUAAGGGCGGUCGUGGUGGUGGACGCGGCGGCCAACGCUCCGAGCGCGGAAACUGGGAGGACAUCCCCAAGGAGAACGAGCGGUUCGAGAAGUACUACAAUGAGCAGGGCAUCAUUCCCGAGGAGGAGCGCGAGGUCUUCUGGGAGGCUAUGCGGCGGGGUCUCCCCAACAGCUUCCGCUUCACGGGUUCAAAAGGCCAUGCGCUUUUCGUGCAGGAACGUCUGAAGAACUACUACAUCCCCGAGAUCACCGCCGUUCAGUAUGAGGGCGCCAAUGUCGAGCCGCCGCGCCCCGUCGACUGGUACCCCGACCGUCUUGCGUGGUCCAUGACGACCCCCAAGCAGGUGAUCCGUCGCUUUGCGCCGUUCGCGUCGUUCCAGAAGUUCCUUGUCGCCGAGACGGAUGUUGGAAAUAUCAGCAGGCAGGAGGUUGUCAGUAUGAUUCCGCCGCUUCUGAUGGACUUGCGCCCGGGCAUGACGGUCCUGGACAUGUGCGCUGCGCCCGGAAGCAAGUCCGCGCAGCUGAUGGAGAUGGUUCACGCCGGCGAGGAGGAGGCGAUGCUUCAGGUUGCCAAGCAGGCGAAGGAGGGGACUGUUGGCCCCGAGCCCGCUGGGCCCGAGGGUCUGAACGAUGAUGGACGAACGACUGGCUUGCUUAUCGCCAACGACAGCGACCACAAGCGUGCGCACAUGUUGAUCCACCAGAUGAAGCGUCUUAGCUCGCCUAACCUUAUCGUUACGAACCACGAUGCCACCAUGUACCCCUCCAUCAAACUGCCGUCGAAGCCAAGCGAGGAUGGCAAGCCCACCCCUAACAGAUACCUCAAGUUCGACCGUAUCCUCGCGGACGUGCCUUGCACUGGUGACGGUACGGCCAGAAAGAACUACGGUGUCUGGAGGGACUGGACUCCUCAGAACGCCGCCGGACUGUACGCUACUCAGGUCCGGAUCCUUAUCCGCGCACUGCAGAUGCUGAAGGUUGGCGGUCGUGUGGUGUACUCCACAUGCAGUUUGAACCCGAUCGAGAACGAGGCCGUUGUUGCGACUGCGAUUGAGCGUUGCGGUGGUCUGGAGAAGGUCAAGAUUGUCGACUGCAGCAAGGAACUGCCUGGGUUGAAGCGUGUCGAUGGAUUAAAGUCUUGGAGGGUCAUGGACCGGGAGAACCGUUGGUGGAACAACUGGAAGGAGGUCGAGGAGCAGAGGGCCCAGUCGGGCAUUGCAGGUCUCGGCCGCCUCGCCGAGGGCAUGUUCCCCCCUACUAGUGACCUGCCCCUCGAAAGGUGUAUGCGCGUCUACCCUCAUCUGCAGGACACUGGCGGUUUCUUCAUCACGGUUCUGGAGAAGCAGUCUGAGAUCAAGGCCAAGCCUGAGGAUUCGUCUAAGGUGAUCCCCAAGGGCACUGUGGCUGCUCUUGCGGAGGAGCUUGACUCGAAGAAGAGCGGUUCUGGCGAGCCGCUGGAGAAGAUCGAUGCGCUGGACGACCUGGUGCCCCAUGACGAGCAGGCCGAGUUGGAGAAGGCGAAGAACGCUUCCGUCGCCGAGGCCACUCACCAGCCUCCCUACUCUGCCACUAGCCAAACCUCAGCGAAGAGGGAUGCGGACACUGUCGAAGACGAACUCCCCGUUAAGCGCACCAAGCUCGACAGCGGAGCCGAAGUUGUGAUCGGAGACCGUCCAGUCCACCAACCUCCCCCUGCCCAGGAACCCGAUGUCCCGACAUCCGAUGCCACUCCCACUCCCGCACCUACAGAUACCCCCCAGGCGUCAGCCCCCGAAGCUCAGGCGAAGCCCGUAAAGCGGAAACCGGGCCAGCCCAUCGAGGAGCCCUUCAGAUACCUGGACCCCAACCACGAAGAGCUCCAGCCGAUCUUCGACUUCUUCCAGAUCUCAGACCGCUUCCCCCGCGACCGGUUCAUGGUCCGCAACGCCGAGGCGACUCUGUCAAGAACCGUCUACUACACCAGCGCUCUCGCCCGCGAUAUCCUCGUCGCCAACCAGGGCCAAGGUCUCAAGUUCGUCCACUGCGGUGUGAAGAUGUUCGUCAAGCAGGACGCCCAGCGUCUCGAUGUCUGCCGCUGGCGUAUCCAGACUGACGGUCUGCGCAUUGUCGAGCCAUGGCUGGGCCCUGCUCGCGCCGUUACCCUGACUGAGAAGGAGACCUUCCGCAAGCUCCUCGUGGAGAUGUUCCCCAAGGUCGACGGUGGCGGCUGGCAGAACCUCGGCGAGAUUGGCGAGCGCGUGAGGGAUAUCCCCAUGGGAUGCAGCAUCAUCUACAUCCAGCCCGAAGGAGAGGACAAGUUCAGCGAACGAAUGGUCCUCCCGCUCUGGCGCUCUCUGCACUCCGUCAACCUCAUGCUUCCCAAGGAAGACCGCCGCGCACUGCUCCUCCGUAUCUUCAACGACUCCACCCCCGUCCUCAACACGACGAUGAAGCGCGACCAGCAGGCCGCAGCACAGCCUUCUGCUGUGGAAGCCCUCGCUACGGAAGAGGAGGCCAUCAAGGAGGAGAACCUUAUCCUCGGCCAGGACGAGCAGGAGCAGAUGGAUACGCGGGAGACGUACACCAAGGCGAACGAGGAAGAGGACCGAAGCAACACAACUGUAUAA
Aspergillus mulundensis is the source of this 2631-nucleotide messenger RNA. Its product is annotated as tRNA (cytosine-C5-)-methyltransferase. Gene Ontology annotation, molecular function: tRNA binding; tRNA (cytidine-N5)-methyltransferase activity. Gene Ontology annotation, biological process: tRNA methylation. The transcript has 4 exons. The coding region runs from base 1 to 2631 and encodes 876 amino acids. The record is from RefSeq and is a predicted model, not a curated record. Gene Ontology annotation, cellular component: nucleus; cytoplasm. NCBI's taxonomy places the organism in Eukaryota, Fungi, Ascomycota, Eurotiomycetes, Eurotiales, Aspergillaceae.